CUUAAACCAAAUGUGUUUGCCCUUCAAUAAUAUUAAUUAAAACAAAAGGUACAACUACACAAUAUCACUAUACAGCAUUGGUAAUAAACUCUUAAGAAAGUUAUAAUAACUACAUUUGUUCAUGUAAACUUGCAUGAAUUUGACUCGCAAGACCCACGCCAGUUAUGCCAAGACAUUUUCUGUAAUACUAACCUGUUAGCACAGCUACCCUGGACAAAGCACACGAUCCAUCAAUCCCCAUCACCACCAGAACUGGUAGCCAUUGGAGCUGUUCCCCAGCGGAACAACAUCCAAAUCGCACUUAUGGAUUGUGAACAAAUAAGAAUUUCGCAGGUCGAGAUACCCUUACCCUCGAAGCCCCCACCCUACAGGCCUGGCGACGGUCCACCAUUAGCGCCUCUCAGAAUCCAGCCCGAACACGAUACGGACGCGUUUAUAGUUGACAAGCGCGUUCUUCCAGGCACCGCCCCAAAUGGUGAGCUGAAGCUUCACAUGUACUACGUAGUGGGAUGGCCAGAUCUACCUGCUGCCCGCGUCUCUAUCCUCGCGACCCAGAUAUACGACUACGUCUCACCUCGGGCUGUGGAAGACUUCGAAUAUAAAGCACUACUUGAAAGAGACGAGGAGGAAGAAAGACUUGAAGCAGAAACGAGGAGAAAGAUUGAAAUAGCAGCAAAGAAUAAAAUAAUGACUUCUACUUCAACAGCACCGAGGACUCUGAACGCACCUAGUCAGAAAAGACGUGGUCGACCAAGCAAAGCCGAUCUCCAGUCGCGUCAGCUGGCACAGCAAGCAAGUCUUAACACUUCGCAGAAUAUUGAGGUAGCGCUUCCCACAGCCAGUACAUCCGGACCGUCCCUCUCUACACCGAAAAAAAGGCCCGCCGGAGAGAUUGCAACCGAUAUAGAGGAGGAUAUCGACGAGGUGGAUCAGGAGGAUGCAAUAUACAAACAAUUAUGUGGGUACAAUGAUGGCUCAUUCGAGGACAUGGACAUGGAAGGCGAUAAGGAGGAUGGAGAUAUACCGCUAGAUAAUAUCCCCGAAACCGUGUCGUUGGGUUCCGAGUUCAGAUCGUAUGCUAGAACACUCUGGCUGAAGGAUUCGACGUUGUUCAAACGCACUAAUGGUAGUCUUACACUAAAGCCAUCGACGAGCUAUGUCCCCGUACCCGAAGUGCCCCGAUCCAAUAGACAGCUCCCACCGCAAUCUUCGCCCACACGAACCGAUAACCAUCCCCGCGUAACACCCGUCCCGAUCCCUCAACCACCAUUUAGUCUAAACAAAAGCAUGACUCCGUCGCAAUUAUCCGGCGCAAAGUACUCUACGACGCCAGUUCCGGUUCCCACACCGCUGAGGUCGAACAAAGAAGUACCGCAACCGAAACUGAAACCUGAUACCAAACAUGUUGUUACUCCAGUCCCAGUCCCAGUCCCUUCAUGGCCACGCUCAACGAAUAAGAGAGAUGGUUCUACUCAAGCUCCCCUCCCACAGCCUGCAACAGCUUCGCCGGAGUAUCGCGGCUUUACACCCGCAGGACGAAGUUCUGGCAAGUGGCCGUCGGCACAAUCCCAUUCGCCAAGUGAUAUACCUUCCCAGGCAUCUCUGCUCAAUGAGAAAAACAGCAGUACAACCCGUAAAGAAUCCGUACACUCGAAGAAGAAGCCACCUAAACCAAAGCCUACGCCCCAAAAGCUGGAGGAACAACCUCAAGUAUGGGUGGUAGAGCGACUAGAAGGUGACAAGAUGAUAAAUGUCGAUGGUAAACACGUGCGGUACUUUAAGGUGCGCUGGGAGGGUGAUUGGCCACCGGAUCAAAACCCAACUUGGGAGCCCGAAGAGAAUAUAACGCCUGCGCUCGUAAAACUGUAUCUGAAAAAGAAAGCCGCCCGCCGCACACCAGCGUCCCCGAAAAGGAGGAAUAGCAAUAACGCCCCUAGCAACACGCCAUCAUUCCGCCACCCAACUCUCAAGAGAAAGUAUUCGAGCGUGGCGGAAGCGUUUGCGGGAGAAGGGGAGGAUCUAGGAGAGGUAGGGGCUAGCGCGGCCCAGAGCGAUGAAUCGUAUACCAGCCCGGGAGGCGACUACGAUAACGCUGACGAAGAUGAUGGGGAAGAAGAAGAAAUGCUCGUCGUGGCAGCAGAGCAGGAGGCGAGCCCCAGCAGGCGGGAUCCUAGGCUAAGACCAAAGCCCGAGGAGUUAGGUGCGGCCUUUAUGAGAGAUCUCGCCGCAGCUAUUCGUCUCAGUGAUGAAAGCGGAAGUUUACACUGACCCCGGCCAGGGUUGGAGUACGGCUUCUACCUUUUCAAUCUUUUAAUAAUUGAUGUGGCUAUCUACUUAACAGUGAAGGAGGUGAUAGGUGCAGGGGGCUAGAGAGAGCUGGUGGGCUUACAAAAGUAUGAGCGCUGUUUCUCACCUACGUGUGUACGUACCUAGCCUAAGCUACACCUUGCAUAUGUACGUCCAGAUACCCAAGACACCGAAGUUAGGUGUCUAUAUAUUUUAUAUUUUCCAGUGGAUGGCUCAAAUUCGAGUAGUUAUGCUAAUAGGUAGAUCAAAGCAUACCGCCACAUUAAUACCA
Messenger RNA from Daldinia vernicosa, 2578 nucleotides. RefSeq lists its product as uncharacterized. The transcript has a single exon. Lineage: Eukaryota; Fungi; Ascomycota; Sordariomycetes; Xylariales; Hypoxylaceae. The record is from RefSeq and is a predicted model, not a curated record. The coding region runs from base 304 to 2268 and encodes 654 amino acids.